Messenger RNA from Microtus ochrogaster (prairie vole), 2284 nucleotides. It is a transcript of the gene Tesk2, whose product is annotated as testis associated actin remodelling kinase 2. Gene Ontology annotation, cellular component: nucleus; cytoplasm. The record is from RefSeq and is a predicted model, not a curated record. Gene Ontology annotation, molecular function: protein serine/threonine kinase activity; ATP binding. Lineage: Eukaryota; Metazoa; Chordata; Mammalia; Rodentia; Cricetidae. Gene Ontology annotation, biological process: actin cytoskeleton organization; protein phosphorylation.
UUCCAGCUGCCCUCUCUGUCCUAGCGGCGAGCCGCCUCCGGGCCCCGCCGAGCAGGCGGGGAAAGCAGCCCAGACCGCAAGGCCAUGGCAGUAGGCUGCGGCUCCUGCGCUGCCGCUGGCCCCGCGGAAUCGCCGACUUCUGCGCGAGGGACCCCCACCUCCUCCGCAGGCUAAACAGCCACUGCCGGCAGCUGCUAUGCUGGCUCUGGGCCGCCGCCUCCCUCGCCCUCCGGCCCGCGCAGACGCCCCCUCGGUGGCUCGGUCCUGCCUCAGUGUCACACUGGAAAAGAAGUAAAACCGAACAAAAAAAAAAACUAUGAGUGGAGUUCCUCUUUAAAAGAAGAAGUAAUUCUUGAGAUUAUGGAUCGGAGCAAGCGGAACUCAAUUGCAGGAUUUCCCCCACGUGUGGAGCGUCUGGAAGAGUUUGAAGGAGGUGGUGGAGGGGAUGGGAACACUAUACAAGUGGGAAGAGUUUCUUCAUCUUCAUAUCGUGCAAUUAUUAGUGCCUUUUCCAGACUGACGAGUUUGGAUGACUUCACCCGAGAAAAAAUAGGAUCUGGGUUCUUCUCUGAAGUGUUCAAGGUGCGACACAGAGCUUCUGGUCAGGUGAUGGCUCUCAAGAUGAACACGCUGAGCAGUAACCGAGCAAACCUGCUGAAAGAGAUGCAGCUCAUGAAUAGACUCUCCCAUCCCAACAUCCUCAGGUUCAUGGGUGUGUGUGUACAUCAAGGACAGUUGCAUGCACUUACAGAGUAUAUCAACUCUGGGAACCUGGAACAGCUGCUAGCCAGUAAUCUGUAUUUGCCCUGGACCGCGAGAGUGAAACUGGCCUAUGACAUAGCAGUGGGCCUCAGCUACCUUCACCUCAAAGGUGUUUUCCAUCGGGACCUCACGUCAAAGAACUGCCUGAUAAAGAGAGAUGAAAAUGGCUACUCUGCAGUGGUAGCGGACUUUGGCCUGGCUGAGAAGAUUCCUGAUGCUAGUUUAGGGAGUGAGAAGCUGGCUGUGGUGGGCUCACCUUUCUGGAUGGCACCUGAGGUUCUCCGAGAUGAACCUUAUAAUGAGAAGGCAGAUGUGUUCUCUUAUGGUAUCAUCCUCUGCGAGAUCAUCGCCCGCAUCCAAGCUGAUCCAGACUAUCUUCCCCGCACAGAGAAUUUCGGGUUGGAUUAUGAUGCUUUCCAGCACAUGGUGGGAGACUGCCCCCCAGAGUUUUUACAGCUCACCUUCAACUGCUGUAAUAUGGACCCCAAACUGCGCCCAUCCUUUGAAGAGAUUGGAAAGACCCUUGAGGAAAUUAUGAGCCGCCUACGGGAAGAAGAGUUGGAAAGGGACAGUAAGCUGCAGCCCCCAGUUAAAGGACUGGUGGACAAAGUGCAUGGAGGGAAGCGACUGAGCUCACUGGACGACAAGAUUCCCCAUAAGUCUCCACGGCCAAGACGUACUAUUGGGCUGUCUCGAAGCCAGUCAGACAUUUUCUCUCGUAAGCCUCCACGUACAGUCAGUGUCUUGGACCCCUACUAUCGGCCACGAGAUGGUGCUACACAUACCCCAAAAGUUAAUCCUUUCAGCGCACGCCAAGACCUCAAGGGUGGCAAGAUCAAAUUCUUUGACCUGCCCAGCAAAUCUGUCAUUUCCCUCGUAUUCGACCUGGACGCACCAGGGCCUGGAACUACGCCUCUGGCUGAUUGUCAGGAGCCACUGGCCAUGUCUUCUAGACGGUGGCGUUCUCUGCCUGGUUCACCCGAGUUCUUGCGUCAUGCUUGUCCAUUUGUGGGCUGUGAGGAAUCGCUGUCUGAUGUGCCUCCACCACGACUCAGUAGUCUCAAGUAUGGAGUAAGAGAGAUCCCACCAUUCCGGGCAUCUGCCCUACCGGCUGCUUCAGUCCAGGAGGCCAUGGAUUGCUCCAACCCCCAAGAAGAAAACGGUUUUGGACCCAAGCCCAAGGGGACCAGCCCAUGUGUUGCUGCCUCUGAGGAGAUGGAGGUGGAAGAAAGGCCACAAAUGGCUCCUGUCCUCUUCUCCAUCUCUGGAAUAAACUUCCAAACCCAGGGAGAGCAGGAUGGGUGAGGGGGGGGGGGAGGACUAGUCCUUACCUCACCUUAGGGAUGGACCGUUACCUAAAACUGCUGGGUCCCCUUGGUGCACAGCCAGGCUCUUCUCUGGAGCCCCAGGCAGGCUGAGAAAAGUCUGGCUUAAAAAUUGGGCUUUUAGUGCUCAAUGUAGUUAGGGCCAACCUAAUUCUAAGCCUCUGAAAUCCAGCAAGGAGCUCUGGCUCCCACUGACA